Neltuma alba is the source of this 2199-nucleotide messenger RNA. Its product is annotated as luminal-binding protein 5. Gene Ontology annotation, molecular function: ATP binding; ATP-dependent protein folding chaperone. The transcript is spliced from 7 exons. Bases 24 to 2006 code for a protein of 660 amino acids. The record is from RefSeq and is a predicted model, not a curated record. Lineage: Eukaryota; Viridiplantae; Streptophyta; Magnoliopsida; Fabales; Fabaceae.
GUACAGAAAAAAUCAAUACGAUCAUGGCGAAGAAUAAAACACUGGCAAUUCUGCUUCUAUUUUCUUUAGAAUUUAUGUUUGGAUUGGCGGUAGCUGCUGAAGAGUCUCCAAAACUCGGAACUGUGAUCGGUAUCGAUCUGGGUACUACUUACUCCUGCGUGGGUGUUUACAAGAAUGGUCACGUAGAGAUCAUAGCGAAUGAUCAGGGGAACAGAAUCACUCCUUCGUGGGUCGCAUUCACUGACACAGAACGUUUGAUCGGAGAGGCAGCGAAGAACCAAGCUCCUCUCAACGCUGAACGCACAAUUUUCGAUGUCAAGCGUCUUAUUGGAAGGAAGUAUAAUGAUCCAGAGGUCCAGAGGGAUGUAAAGUUCUUACCUUAUAAGGUCGUAAAUAAGGAUGGAAAACCCUAUAUACAAGUGAAAGUCAAAGGAGAAAACAAAGUGUUUAGCCCCGAGGAGAUCAGUGCUAUGGUUUUGACUAAAAUGAAGGAAACCGCCGAAGCCUAUUUGGGUAAGAAGAUCAAAGACGCUGUUGUCACUGUACCAGCGUAUUUUAACGAUGCGCAAAGGCAAGCCACUAAGGAUGCUGGCACUAUUGCCGGACUCAACGUGGCUCGUAUAAUCAAUGAGCCCACGGCUGCAGCAAUAGCCUACGGACUGGACAAGAAAGGAGGAGAGAAGAACAUAUUGGUUUAUGAUCUUGGUGGUGGUACCUUUGAUGUCAGCAUCUUGACCAUCGAUAAUGGUGUGUUUGAGGUGCUUUCUACUAGCGGAGACACCCACUUGGGCGGAGAGGAUUUCGACCACCGACUUAUGGACUAUUUCAUUAAAUUGAUUAAAAAGAAGUACAACAAAGACAUUAGCAGGGACAAUAGGGCUUUGGGGAAGCUCAGGAGGGAAUGUGAGAGAGCCAAGAGAGCUUUGAGUAGCCAGCACCAAGUGAGGGUUGAAGUUGAGUCACUCUUUGAUGGAAUUGACUUGUCCGAAUCACUGACAAGAGCAAGAUUUGAGGAGUUGAACAUGGACUUGUUCAAGAAAACGAUGGGGCCGGUGAAAAGAGCUCUGGAAGAUGCAGGGCUGAAGAAGACUGAUAUCAACGAGAUUGUGUUGGUCGGAGGAAGUACUCGAAUUCCUAAGGUGCAACAGUUCUUGAUGGACUUUUUUGAUGGAAAAGAACUCAACAAAGGAAUUAAUCCUGACGAGGCUGUUGCUUACGGUGCUGCUAUCCAAGGUGGAAUACUCAGCGGCGAAGGCGGCGAAGAAACCAAGGAUAUUCUUCUCCUCGAUGUUACUCCUUUGAGUCUGGGGAUUGAGACAGUUGGUGGUGUCAUGACAAAAUUGAUACCAAGGAACACCGUUAUUCCAACCAAAAAGUCUCAGGUCUUCACCACUUACCAAGAUCAACAAACCACAGUGUCCAUCAAAGUUUAUGAAGGUGAAAGAACCUUGACUAAGGAUUGUCGCGAGCUCGGGAGGUUUGACCUGUCGGGAAUCCCACCAGCACCUAGGGGUGUGCCUCAAAUUGAGGUUACUUUUGAGGUUGAUGCGAAUGGAAUCCUGCAUGUGAGAGCAGAGGACAAGGCGGCAAAGAAAUCGGAAUCAAUCACGAUUACGAAUGAUAAAGGGCGUCUGAGCCAAGAAGAGAUUGAAAGGAUGGUGAAGGAGGCCGAGGAAUUGGCGGAAGAGGAUAGAAAGGUUAGGGAACGGAUCGAUGCCAGGAAUAAAUUGGAGACAUACAUAUAUAACAUGAGAAGCACAAUCAACGACAAGGAUAAGCUGACAGACAAGAUCGAUUCGGAGGAUAAGGAAAAGAUAGAGAACGUGCUGAAGGAGGCCCUUGAGUGGCUGGAUGACAACCAAAACGCCGAGAAAGAUGAGUUCGACGAGAAAUUGAAGGAGGUUGAGGCAGUAUGUAAUCCAGUCAUCAAGCAGGUUUAUGAGAGGAGCGGUGGAAGCUCUUCUGCUUCUGCUGAUGAUGAUGCGGAACCAAACGAUGAACUGUAGAGUCAGGCGCUUUUUUCUUUUCUACUCUUACUCUUCGGAGGGCUGUUCUCCUCCCGUGUGGAUAGGCGAGAGUUCUAUUCUUGUGAAUUCCGAGUGGGUCUCUUUCAGGAGAUUUUAUUAUAUGUUCUUUAUUUAAUUAUGUUCUCCUUUUGACGAUAGUGAAUCAUUGAAAAUGUGACAUUGCUAUUAAAAA